GGAAACGGUGGUCCUGAGGAGGAGGAGAAGGCCAGGCCGGGCAUGCCUGUCAGCAAAUGGGCCUAUCUUGAUCUAAGAAUACAAAAAUGAGUCACUUGCGGCUGAUUGCUGCUAGCCUGAAACAUCGUGGCAUUUGUUCUUUGGUGAAGAAAAAUGUAGACAGAAAAAUGCUUCUGCCAAGUCGGAGUUAUGUUUCAUCAGGACUCACAGAACCUUUCUUGAGUGGAAGUAAUUCAAGUUACAUCGAAGAAAUGUAUUAUGCGUGGCUUGAAAAUCCAAAAAGUGUGCAUAAGUCUUGGGAUUUGUUUUUCCGAAAUGCUACUGCUGGGGCUCUUCCUGGACAAGCCUUUCAGACUUCUUUACCUGAUAUCUCAGAUGGGAAAACAUCACUUAUCCAAAGCCAUGGGCUGACUCAGUCACCAGGUAAAGCUGAAAAACUGGUUGAGGAUCACCUGGCUGUGCAGUCAUUGAUCAGAGCAUAUCAAAUCCGUGGACACCAUGUGGCUCAGUUGGAUCCCUUAGGAAUCUUGGAUGCCGACUUGGAUUCAUUCAUUCCUUCGGAUUUAAUCACCACUAUAGAUAAACUGGAGUUUUAUGGCUUAGAUGAAUCAGACUUGGAUAAAGUGUUCCGGCUGCCUACAACUACAUUCAUAGGAGGAAAUGAAACUAUGCUUUCUUUACGAGAGAUCAUCAAGCGAUUGGAGAAUACAUAUUGUCAACACAUUGGACUGGAAUUUAUGUUUAUAAAUGAUGUGGAGCAAUGUGAUUGGAUCCGGCAGAAGUUUGAGACACCAGGUGUCAUGAAAUUCAGCAGUGAGGAAAAAAGGACAUUGUUGGCUAGACUGGUGCGAUCAACAAGAUUUGAGGAUUUUCUUGCCCGGAAAUGGUCAUCAGAGAAACGUUUUGGCUUGGAAGGAUGUGAAGUAAUGAUCCCUGCUCUUAAAACCAUCAUUGAUAAAUCUAGUGAAAUGGGAAUUGAGCAUGUUAUAUUGGGCAUGCCUCACAGAGGAAGGCUGAAUGUGUUGGCUAAUGUUAUCCGAAAGGAGCUGGAACAGAUCUUUUGCCAGUUUGAUCCAAAGCUAGAAGCAGCUGAUGAAGGAUCUGGUGAUGUAAAAUAUCACUUAGGAAUGUACCACGAGAGAAUUAACCGUGCAACGAACAAAAAGAUCACCCUGUCACUUGUGGCCAACCCAUCUCAUUUGGAAGCAGUUGAUCCUGUUGUACAAGGAAAGACCAAAGCUGAGCAGUUUUACCGAGGCGAUACUGAGGGGAAGAAGGUUAUGUCUAUACUUUUACAUGGUGAUGCCGCCUUCGCUGGACAAGGAGUAGUUUAUGAAACCUUUCAUCUCAGUGAUCUUCCGUCAUAUACCACCAAUGGGACCAUUCACGUUGUGGUCAACAAUCAGAUUGGUUUUACUACUGAUCCACGAAUGGCUCGCUCAUCUCCAUAUCCAACGGAUGUAGCUCGGGUAGUGAAUGCACCUAUUUUUCAUGUGAAUGCUGAUGAUCCAGAAGCAGUAAUGUAUGUGUGCAACGUAGCUGCAGAAUGGCGAAACACUUUUAAUAAGGAUGUUGUUAUAGAUUUGGUUUGUUACCGAAGACGAGGCCACAAUGAAAUGGAUGAACCCAUGUUCACCCAGCCUUUGAUGUACAAGCAGAUUCAUAAACAGAUCCCUGUGCUGAAAAAGUAUGCUGACAAGUUGAUAGCUGAUGGAACUGUCACACUACAGGAGUUUGAGGAGGAAAUUGCAAAAUAUGAUAAGAUAUGUGAAGAAGCUUAUACUAGAUCUAAAGAUAAUAAAAUUCUACACAUUAAACACUGGCUUGAUUCACCUUGGCCAGGUUUCUUUAAUAUCAAUGGAGAACCAAAGAGUAUGACUUGUCCUUCUACGGGCAUUCCUGAAGAUACGUUGAACCAUAUUGGAAAUGUAGCCAGUUCUGUACCCCUUGAAGGAUUUCAGAUACAUGGAGGACUUUCCCGAAUUUUGAAAGGUCGACUGGAAAUGACAAAGAACCGAGUUGUUGACUGGGCCUUAGGAGAGUACAUGGCUUUUGGGUCUUUACUGAAAGAAGGUAUCCAUGUUCGGCUAAGUGGGCAGGAUGUAGAAAGAGGCACUUUCAGCCAUCGCCACCAUGUGCUGCAUGAUCAAGAUGUUGACAAGAGGACUUGUGUUCCUAUGAAUCACCUCUGGGAACAACAGGCUCCCUACACUGUAUGCAACAGUUCUCUUUCAGAAUAUGGGGUCUUAGGAUUUGAGCUUGGCUUUGCAAUGUCAAGUCCCAAUGCUCUGGUGUGCUGGGAAGCUCAGUUUGGUGACUUUCAAAAUACAGCACAGUGUAUAAUUGAUCAGUUUAUCAGCUCAGGACAGGCUAAGUGGGUUCGUCACAACGGGAUUGUCCUACUUUUGCCUCAUGGAAUGGAAGGAAUGGGCCCAGAACAUUCUUCAGCUAGACCAGAGAGGUUCCUUCAGAUGAGUAAUGAUGAUCCUGAUGCUUUCCCAAAAUUUGAUAAUGAUUUUGAGGUUUCCCAGCUCUUUGACUGCAAUUGGAUUGUGGUGAACUGUUCAACUCCAGCCAGUUACUUCCAUGUCCUCAGAAGACAGAUCUUAUUGCCAUUUAGAAAGCCUCUAAUUAUCUUCACACCGAAGUCUUUGCUGAGACAUCCUGAAGCAAAAUCCAGCUUUGAUGAAAUGCUAUUAGGGACCAGAUUUAGGCGUAUGAUUCCUGAGGAAGGACCCCCAGCUGAAAGUCCUAGUGAGGUAAAACGAGUGAUUUUCUGCACUGGGAAGGUUUACUAUGACCUUGUUAAAGAAAGGAAGAACCAGGAUUUGGAGAAAGAGGUGGCUAUAACCAGAUUGGAACAGAUCUCCCCUUUCCCUUUUGAUUUGCUCAAAGAGGAAAUUGAGAAGUAUGCCAAAGCUGAUCUUUUGUGGUGUCAAGAAGAACACAAGAAUAUGGGAUUUUAUGAUUAUGUCAAGCCUCGUUUCCGUACCAUUGUGAACCAUACUCGACCUAUAUGGUAUGUUGGCCGUGAACCUGCUGCUGCUCCAGCAACUGGCAACAAGAACACUCAUCUGGUGUCACUCAGAAGAUUUUUAGAUACAGCUUUCAACCUGGAGGCAUUUGAAGGAAAAAUGUUUUGACUUUAAUAUAAUGGUCCCAUCUUCUCCAUCUGUAGUUUAGCAUUUAUGUACUAUAUCUUAGAAAUACCAUGAUCCUAAAAGGAAAUUAAAAAUAGUGGGAAAUUACUUCAGAAUUUGUAGGGACUUUUUGCAAAUGAGCUCAUCUCUCUUAAACUGUUGUUUUAGUGUGAAUUCUAAGAUUGCCUCUUAAUUCUCCUCCAGUUAAAUGAUUUUAUGGAUUACAGUGCAGCUACCUCUGAAUGAAGACACAGAGUAAACACGGUUUCCUUCCUUCAGUUUAUAUUUUGAAUGAACCAGUCUCUAUAUUUUAAUGAUUUUUUUUACAUCCCAACGCUAGGAGUAGUAGAAAUAAUGCUAACAAAGCAGAGUGGUACACUAGAAAUAUUCCAAAUGUCAUUGUUAGAUGGCAAGCUCCACAACUGCAGUUUUCCAUUAAUUUAGACUAUAAUUUUAUAAAGCUGGAAUGAAGAGACUACAGUGAAAAUCUUAUAGAAAAGCAACAAUCUUAUAAUAUUCUUCUGUGUACUUUCGUCUUAUACACAAAUUGUUGUGAGAGGGAUUUAAGGAGGAGCAGAGAGAACCACAUAUGCUUCCUUGAGUUCCCUAGAAGAACGGUCAGGAAAAAACAUGAAAAAUACAUGUCCCUAGUAUCAGUGAGAGAGAAGAUAUAUUCCCUAGGAGCCCAUUUAGGCAGUGGGGGAAAUUCUGUCAGCCUAUAGGUAAAAAUCCAAACGUUCAAUUUCCCAAUAGCCAUGUGAUUAUGUCUUUAAAAUAUAGGAUUGUUAAACUCAGAUUGAUGGGUCUCUGUGGUCCAAAGGUGAACAGAUUGAAAGGAGCAGCCACAUUUACCCUUUCUGUCAGUCUCUUCUCAAAACCAAUACCCUGUGUUAAUGACAGAUGUUGGAGCAGGAACACAUACCAGGAUCUUUAAAAUACCCUUUUUCUCCCCAUUAGGGGCUUGGAGAACUUUGCAAAAGAAUAUUAGAGUGCCAGCAAGAGCUCCAGCCCUGCAUUAUACUUGCCCUUUGAUGCAUUUAGUUUGUCACGAUAGGAGUUGGGUGAUGUCAGUAGGUGCAGCCUCAUUGGCAUUCAACACCAGUCCCCUUCCAUGGCCUAGCAUUCAUUUUAUCAUUGGUGAAACAGCAACUGACAUCUCUGUAAUUCACACUGAGGUCUCUCUUUGUCCUUUUGCUGCUGUUGUUCAUAAUGUUGCAAAGAAUUACUUUGCUAUUUAAAACUCAUGAGCGUUACACAACAACUGAGCACAUCCAGCAUUAGGUUUAUUUCUGAACUACUUGAAGCAUUCUUCUUGAAGUUCUCAAUGCUGCAGAAUAGUCAUAACAGUCUGUACAGUGGGUAUAUGUAAUAUUUGAAUUCUAUAGGCAAUGUUACUAUGUCUGUUUGGUCUGCUCUUAGUCAGCACUAAAAUACAUUGGCAUUUCCAGUGGCGUGUUCCAUGUUCAUUUAGUUUUGAAUGCAACUAAUGAAAUAGUUUCAUUUUCAGUGUUAUGCACACUUAACCUGAGCACCAUCCAACACAAUAGAACUUCCUUCUGAGCAAACACACUUAGGCUUAUGCUAUAUACAGUCCAAAGUCAAAACAUUAUUUUUUAAAAAACAAAUUAUAAAUUUAAAGGAGAAGGUCUGGGUGCAGUUACUAGGUCUAUAUAUUUUGCUCUCUUUGUACAAGGAAGGCCAUUUCAGUGUAACUUGAAACAUUUCCUGUCUCCUUUUGAAUGAUAAAUGCUCUUGUGGCUAGGAACGCAGAAAUUUAGUGACAAAAAUUAACAUAAACAUAAAAGUGGGAAAUGGCAGGCUUCCAUUUUCAUUGUUGUUUGUAGAAUUUAGCAUUAUAUUUUAGAAAAUAAAUUCUGUCCAAUAAUGUGAGAA
Messenger RNA from Pogona vitticeps (central bearded dragon), 5033 nucleotides. The record is from RefSeq and is a predicted model, not a curated record. NCBI's taxonomy places the organism in Eukaryota, Metazoa, Chordata, Lepidosauria, Squamata, Agamidae.